GUCGUCAUGUCCAGCGCUUGUAAAGUCGUGUUGAAUGAGCGUGUAGACGGAGAUGUAACGGAGCUCCAGAGGUAAACGAGGCGAGCUAUUGUGGCAGUGAACAUGAUCACAAUGCGGGAUUUUACACUGCAUCCAUCUGAACACAGGCGCAUUUCACUAAAUCACAACACGACUCACCACCAGUACAGGAGACAUGCUGGAGUCUGAGCGAGGACUGUAGAUGCACAGGGCCCCCAGGCGAGUUGACAUUAGGAGUCCUCGCACACGCCUGUCGAUAUGCAGUCAUUCAGCAUGUUUACACACCCUCUUGACUCCAGGAAACAGUUCCAUGGUUCCACAGUUCAAUUCUGUCUCAGCACCAAGGCCAGCAGUAACCUAGGUUAGUCUGGGAAAACCUGUGCACGUCUGCUCCCUCCCCUUUGCUCCAAGAGACCACACUCCUAUAGAGGAAAUGGGAGAUCAUCAUCAGGUCAAGACUUCCUUCCUUUUCAUCCAACUACAGUCACCCUCCAGGGCCCAGCAGUGCCAACCUUCUGCUGACACUCUGAGCUUGGUCACUCCAGAGGAAUUAUCAUCAGCCACAACAGCUGCAGACAUAGCACGACCUUCAGUCGGAGACCUAGAGAGCAUCAACACCAGGGCGGAAGAAAGUAUAACAGCAUACGAGGAUGCUUUAGACGACACCUUAUUACAGAGUGUGGAUAGUAAAUCUAUACCAGAGGAAGCACCUACACCACUAUUUGAUUAUAGGAUUACAGAAGAGAGCUAUUCCUCUGAUUCAACAAGGAUAGAUAUCAGGGCGGCUAACCAAGAAACCACUUCAUCAUCAAGCUGUGAAUGUUUAACAGGAAAUGGGUCUCUAAGUAAAACAGAUUCUCAGGAGUGCUUGAGUUGUGAACUCAACAAAUCCCCAAAUUCAGUAUCUGAAAAGGACAACUCUGGUGAACGCAUAGAAUCCUCCAUUUGGCUCUUGUGUCAGGACCCUCCGGAAACCAUGAGUGAAAUGAUUCAGUCUCCAUCACUGGGGAACUUUCCCAAACCUUCUUUAGGUCCCAGAAUGAGUUUCCUCUACCCAUCAACAGAAUCUGACUCCCAGAACAGGACAACACCACGUAGUCCAGAUCUGAGCCCAACGCCCAGUGGAUUCCCUCCAGCCUGUGCACCAACCUCUACUUUUCCACCAAGCACACAUCGGCUGUCGCACAGCAACUGGGUGCACAGUGCCAAACACAAGGAGGAGGCUGCUGCUCUAGAAAACGCAAAGACAGUGCCGAGCAUGAACGCAGAGAGGACCACUUUUGUUUCGGCCGUCAUCAAGAGGUCCUCAAAACUCUACGGGGAUGUCUGUAAACCAGCACAUAGUUCUUUGACUUCUGACGUUGAAAAGUCUUCUGAGUCUUCUCUGGCUGUAGUAGGUGCAGGAAAACCAAACCAAACGGCAUGGACUACAGAAUCUCUGCACACUGAAACAGCACCAUCAACCAUGUUUCAGUCUACAGCACCUGAAAAGGCCGAAGCAUUUGUUUGGGUCAACGGCUCCUCCUCGCACGCUCAGAGCGUCGCCAAGGCCAAGUACGAGUUUCUUUUCGGAAAGACGCACGACGCAAGUUCGCCAGGCACUGCCUCUACAUGUGACUCGAACCCUCUGCUGGAGGACAACAUCAGCACAACCCCUGACCCCUCCAUCCAGGAGGAUGAACUCGACGAGACGUCACUCUUUCAGGAGAUCGACAGGGAGCUCGCCGAGUUGCUGAGUGGCCUCACGGCCAGAGCCCGGGAUGCUGCGGCGGCCGAACAGCACAGCCAAUCAGGAGACGCCACUUCAGACAUGAUUCCCUGCAACGGGACGCCCCCUUCUCCUCCGGGCACAGCUGAUCACGCCUCAGAGCUACAGAAUGGCACCUCAGACUCCGGGCAGACAGAACAGCUGAAGGACGUGACGUUCGACUCAUGGUGCGAGGCGCUGAUACAGGACCCGAGCUCAGCGCAGGAGCUGCAGUGUGCGAGCCCCGCUCUCGACCCAGACACCAGGAAUGCACCCGCAAGCCAACAUAAACCUGCACCGGUGCCCGUUACGGAAAAGCAGGAGGGAGGCGAGAGUGCAGACUUGUCACCAAAGCUUCUGGAUGCCUCUCUGGACGAGUCCAGCAAAAUCCUGGCAGAGAUCCCCGGCAUCUUUAGUGCCUUCCUUGACGGGGGCAAAGCGCGAGAGAAAACCCAGAAGAAGCUGCGCUUUGUGGAGGACCAGGCUGAUGCAGAGGUCUUUCUCAAUGGAAAGGCUGAAGAGAAGGAACAGACGACUCAGGACAUGGAGAAACCUUCUCAGGACAACACACUCAAGGCUGCCGUGCCAGUGAUGUGUGUUUCUGAAGCGACCGAAAACAGCUCAGCCAGGAGUGUAGAGGCAAGAGCCAGCGAGAGUGAGGAGGCCACAGAUGUAUUCAGCAGUCAGUUCGAGAGCAUCCUGGAGUCGGAGCGCCUGUGUGUUACGCUCUACAGCAGCCUGGACUCACUGGACGCUCUCACGUCCUCGGCUGACGAGACGGACGAACAGGCUGUGCCAGCGCACGCACACCGGGUCGUAGAGAUGCCCCUCACGCCCAUGAUCCAGCAGCGGCUGAAAGAAAGCGGCCUGUUUAUGGAGGCGAGUAGAAGGCAGGAAGAGGUGCUGAGCGUCAGUGUGACCGGGAAGAGCGGGAAAGCAGCCCUGGAAGUGACCUCUUCCUUCCUGAAUACAUCCACGGAGCAAGUGGACUCGAUUGCCGGACACACGGAUGGAGCUUUGGCCAACGGCAUGAUGGGGAAGGAGACGAGCGAUUGGCUGCAGAGCUGGACGAGCAGCGAUGAGGGGUUGAAAGACGUGCUGUCAGACUGGGACUUGGACAUGGGCAGCACCGAGCGACAGAAGGACAGCACGGACACACUGAACAACGGGCACCGCAGCGACCAGGAGGCAGCACGACGCCUGGCCCGCCGCCUUUACCACCUGGAGGGCUUCCGGCGCUCUGACGUAGCCAUGCACCUGGGCAAGAACAAUGACUUCAGCAAGAUGGUUGCCGAAGAGUACCUCACCUUCUUUGAAUUCACAGGGAUGACGUUGGACCAGUCACUCAGAUCCUUUCUCAAAGCUUUUGCACUAAUGGGUGAAACCCAGGAACGAGAGCGGGUUUUAAUCCACUUUUCUAAUAGGUACUAUCAAUGUAACCCCACCAUCCUCGCCUCACAAGAUGAAGUGCAUUGCCUUACAUGUGCUUUAAUGCUGCUGAACAGUGACCUUCAUGGACAGAAUAUUGGGAAGAAGAUGACGUGCCAGGAAUUCAUCAACAACCUGGACGGCCUGAAUGCAGGACAAGAUUUCCCGCGAGAUCUACUCAAGGCAUUGUACAACUCGAUCAAGAACGAGAAGCUGGAAUGGGCAAUUGACGGGGACGAGUUGAAGAAAUCGCUGUCUGAGCUCGCGGACACAAAGAACGACAAUGCCCACACGAAGAGCAUCAGCAGGAUCAGCAGCAGCAGCAACCCUUUCCUGGAUAUCGCCCACGACCCCAACGCUGCUGUUUACAAAGCAGGCUUUCUGGCUCGUAAAAUCCACGCUGACAUGGAUGGCAAGAAAACCCCUAGAGGAAAAAGAGGCUGGAAGACAUUUUAUGCUGUUCUCAAAGGCAUGAUCCUGUAUUUACAGAAGGAUGAGUACAAACCUGAGAAGGCCCUGUCCGAGGAGGACCUGAAGAACGCCAUCAGCGUGCAUCAUGCCCUGGCCAUAAAGGCAGUAGAUUACGAGAAGAAGCCCAACGUGCUGAAACUGAAGACAGCCGACUGGAGAGUCUUCCUCUUUCAAGCCCAGAGCCCUGAGGAGAUGGAGUCCUGGAUCAGAGUCAUCAACUCGGUGGCUGCCAUGUUUUCCGCACCCUCCUUCCCCGCUGCCAUCGGGUCACAGAAGAAAUUCAGCCGCCCGCUGCUGCCAGCCACCACCACCAGGAUGUCACAGGAGGAGCAGCUGAAGUCGCAUGAGGCCAAGCUGAAGCACAUCUGCACAGAAUUAGCCGAGCACAGGUCCUACCCUCCAGACAGGAAGGUCAAAGCCAAGGAGGUUGAUGAAUACCGCCUGAAAGAGCACUACCUAGAAUUUGAGGAAAACCGUUACGAGACGUACGUGAAGCUGCUGAAGGACGGCGUGAAGGAGGUUCUGUCUGCUAAAGAGAACGAUGCGGCUCUGAAGAAAUCCCAGUCCAGCCCACACCUCAACCAGGAAUCCCAGCCGGCCGCGGCCAAGAUCAAGCGCAACACGUCCGAGAGGAAGGACUACCGUCCCGAGACGCCCAAAGUCACAUAGACGGCGUGUCUUUCUCCACCCCUCUUGAAAACAAGAGCCAUUCUUCACAACAUGUGAAUAUAUUCUAGUGUAAUUUAUUCUCUGCCACUGUUGUAAACGGAAAACUGUUGUGUAAAAUGUAAUCGAAUCGAUACUCGUCCUCUUUAGAUCGACUGGUGCUCGUGUAGCUGUUUGUAGGAGACAUUACUUACAUCCGUGUGGUCCUUUUUCAUUUGGUUUCAGUGUCGUCGACAUCGUCGCAGUUGUCAUUGUCGUGAUGAGCGUGCGAUUUUAAUUUUUUUCCUUGCGAGACGGUCGCUCGGGUCGUUCCCGCCGUGUCGCGUCUCGAGACAUGAUUUGCCUUUCACUCGAGACGAGUAGUGCUUUCUCGCCUACGGUUUAGAACCGAUUUCCACAGCAGUUUCUUUGUGCAUACAGUAGGCAUUAGACGCGUUCUUUCUCUGAAGGUCGUUUUAGUAUGGAAAUGAAGUGAACAUUAAAAGCAGUUUCUAGGCAAGUAAGGCUUCCAGAGAGAACGGACAGGAGACUCGAAUGCUUUUCUCGUAAUCGAGAGGAACGUUCUUUAAGGACCGCCGAGAUUUUUAUUUUUUCAUUACAGUGAUGGAUCAGGAUGUGAACACAGGAACGCCGUGCGUCGGGUCACGAUCAACAGCUCAGCGGUUUAAUUCCUUAUUACUAUAGCAAAACGAAGAGAUACCCAAAUCUCUCUCACUCUCACAGUCUCUCUCUCUCUCUCUCUCUCACUUACUCACUCACUCUUUCUCUCUCUCUCUCUCUCUCACAAUCUCUCGCUCUCACUUACACUCACUCACUCUUUCUCUCUCUCUCACACAAUCUCUCCCUCUCUCUCGCUCUCACUUACACUCACUCUCUCUCUCUCUCUCUCUCUCUCUCUCACACAAUCUCUCGCUCUCACUUACACUCACUCACUCUUUCUCUCUCUCUCUCUCACACAAUCUCUCGCUCUCACUCACGCUCACUCUUUCUCUCUCUCUCUCUCUCACACACACUCAUACACUCACUCUUUCUCUCACACACAAACACGCACACUCAUUCUCUUACAAUCUUUCUCUCUCUCUCUCUCUCUCUCUCUCUAUCUGUCAAUUGUACCAGCAUGUUACAGCAGUUUAGAAAAUAUGAAAAAAAGCCAGUUCAUUAUUUUUUAAUGAUAAACAUGAGGUACUUAACAGCGAUCGUUUGAAGCGAAGUUGAGUUGUAUUUACAAAACAUGGCUUUUCCGACUUGCAGAAUGAUGAACAUCAUUGGUGCAGGCGAGCCAAUUAUUUUUUUAAACUCUUAAAAUAAAAAGUAUUCUACCUUUUUUUUUGUUGUUGUUGUUUGUUUUCGUUUUGUUUAGUUGUUUUUUUUUGCGUAGUGUAAAUGCCAAUGCUCCUUUAGUGUAUUUUAUAAUCUUAUAUAUUUGGAUUUAUAAUUCUCAGUUCAGGACAUUAUUGUUGUAAAGAUGAAAUUAGUAUUUAUAGUGCACUUUAUGACUUAGUUCUUCGGUUUGAGUAUUUCGAGCUUUAUAAAAAAUGGAAGAAAAAAAAAUGAGUAGUGAUGCGUUUCUUGGCUACAUCGCAGGUUUUUUCAGGCCGUGUAAAUCGUGUUUAGCUUAUUGAAGGUACUGAGCUGAAUGUACGUUUUAUUUUUCUCCGUCAGCUCGAGCUGUAGCGUGUUAGUCUGUCAGUGGUUCUAUAGUUUCGCCCUUAUAAGUAGGUUGUGCAAAGACAAAGUUUCCUUUUAGGAGGCUAUUUACGAUGCUGUAUAACAAGGAACGCUCGCCUUCUGGUGACGUCGCUCUUGAUUUUCGAAGCCGCCGCUGUUUUCUUUAGGCAAAGGACUGAACACUAUGAGCAUUUUUACACUUCCAUUGCUAAUUGCACAAGUUUUCCAUCGCAGAUCCACAUCGUUUUCAGCUAUUGAAGGUUCGAAUCGAAUUUCGAAUGCGUAUUGAAUAGAAGUAUAGUCAGGCUGUUUUUGAAGAUAUUUUUCAGUUAGUUUAUGCAAAUCCCUCCAGUCAUAAACGAUGUUUACUUGAACUAUACGUAUUGAACUAUGUAGGACACUUUAUUUUUACUAUAUUUAGUUGUUUUGGUUUUUUUUUUUAUUGUUUGUUUUAGUACACACAUGGAGCGAUGAACGUGAGCAGUAGAGUACGGAUUAGGAUAGUUACAGUUUAUUAUCGCAAGCGCACUCGGAACAAUAUUUCAGAUCUGUUGCUUUUGCUGAAUACUUCGUCAUUAGCGCUUUUUUUCCCUGCUCAUGCCACUAUUUUUAAACAACAGUGAGGAUUUUAAUAUUUAAGCACUUAAUAUGUACUCGUAGCUUUCUGCUUUCACUUUCGCUAGGUUAAUGUCCAGCAUUUAGAAGGUUUUUUUUUUUCCUCCCAUAUUUCGGGAGUUGACGGGAAGAAAUUGACAUCUUUCAUAUCGUUCAUUUAUGACUACAUAUACUGACCAAAUAGUUUCCCUUGUAGAUAGAGAAUAUUUUUUAUUUCAGCAGUGCUCCUUUACUGGUAAAGAAUUGAAUAGUUCUUAGUAAUUCAUUUUGAUAGGAACGAUGGCAGGAGGACACAAACAAACUGAAACGUACGGUUAAACGACAACCACGUGUAUAUGUUGAUUUUAAAUGUCUUUUUUUUUUUUUUUUUUUUUUUUUUUUUUUUUAAAUCACAGUUGUAUCUAAUUCCACCGACACCAACUACAAGUAAUAAUCCAUAACAUUUACGUUUUAUUCAGACUGGAAUGUAAGAAACUGGAUGGUGUACAUUUAGGAGAGGUCUAAGGUUUUCGCAUAGACUUUGCCUUACAGAAAUUCUCAAAUAGCUCCAAGCUUUGUCAGUUUGCUGUAGCAAACCUCGUGCUAACGUUGUAGUCGAGACCACUUUAGUCCAUGUCCAGAUUAGAAGAGCGCUCAGAGGGGAUUCGGGUAGAGUUGUGACCAAACCAAGACAUGUCCCCUGUUAAAACGGACAGUUGGCAGGAUUUCAAGCGACUGGACUGGACAGGACGGGGCUCAGGAGAGGGUUAAGAUUUGGGUUACUCGAUGUCAUUGUGACGAGGCUGAGUAUAAAAUUUGACCGUCGACUCGGACGUUUCUUAUUAAACUCCUAGAUUCUCUAGUCAUCUGUGUCCGGAUCGAAUCGGAGAGCAGCUGACUCUGUACAUACUCAUGCCUCUGUAGACAGUGAUGCACCUUAGCCUUCUGAUGGACUGUUUGGUCUCCAAACACCACUUAGAAAUCUCUCUCAAAGCUGUGAUCUUGUACAAUCCUUUAACUCUGUAAAUGCUGUUCAAUAUAACUGUCGCCCUGUGUUCAGAAGAUUCCACUUUCCGCUUGUUCGAGUGAAUUCUUGGCAUGAGAGCGUGUCUUACGCCCUGUAGCCAAGAUCAGGGACACAGUGCUGGUGUCAUACAAACUGUAGAUGGUUUCAGUGAAUAAAAUACAGUAUUUAAUUCAAUGCUA
Ictalurus punctatus (channel catfish) is the source of this 7798-nucleotide messenger RNA. It is a transcript of the gene psd3l, whose product is annotated as pleckstrin and Sec7 domain containing 3, like. The transcript has 18 exons. NCBI's taxonomy places the organism in Eukaryota, Metazoa, Chordata, Actinopteri, Siluriformes, Ictaluridae. Gene Ontology annotation, biological process: regulation of ARF protein signal transduction. Bases 452 to 4333 code for a protein of 1293 amino acids. Gene Ontology annotation, molecular function: phospholipid binding; guanyl-nucleotide exchange factor activity; protein binding. The record is from RefSeq and is a predicted model, not a curated record.